UUCAGUUGCUGAGAAGACGUUAAACUGAACACAACUAACGAGCGGUAGAAAGAAAGAAUCAAAUUUGAAAGAAACAAAGAAACGCGUCGCGUGAGUUUCUUUGUAAGAAAACACACAAAAAAUCAAUAGAAAUUAAUUAAUUAGAAUUAAUACAACAGCGUUAAUGUGUUAAACUAAUUUCAAUAAAACGAAACAUAUAAAUAAAAUAAUACAAAGAAGAAGAAAAAAUUAUGUCAACUGUGACACAAUGGCGGUACAUUUUAGCAUUGCUAAUCGUGAGCUCGUGCCGUUUAGUGGAAUCGAAAGUAUUCGAACGUUGCGAAUUGGCAAAAGUGUUGAGACAACGGCAUCGUCUUGAUUUAACGGAAGUGGCACAAUGGGUGUGUAUAGCUCAACAUUCGAGUGGUUUUAAUACAGCAGCUCAGGCCUCCAGUCCCUCGGGUGGUUCUCAUGGCCUUUUUCAAAUCAGUGAUGUAUAUUGGUGUUCUCCUCCCGGCAAAGGAGCGGGUUGUAAUUUACCGUGCCAUAAAUUAAGGGAUGAUAAUUUAAGUGAUGAUCUUACCUGCGUUAAACGUAUUUACGAAGAACAUCAACGUAUAUCGGGUGAUGGUUAUACGGCUUGGAUUGCUUAUCAGCAGUAUUGUAAAAAUAAUGCUGAAUCCUAUAUACAAGAUUGUUUCCCCGGAGAGCGUACUCAGUCAACAUAUCUAACUUCAGCUAAAGGUUAUAACUCCUAUAAUACACAAUUUUCGGGCAAUGCCAUACAGGAUUAUUCGGCUAAGAAGAGUGGUAAGGUUUAUGGACGCUGUGAAUUGGCCCAGGAACUAUAUCAAAAACACAAAAUGCCCAUGCAACAAAUACCCACUUGGGUGUGUAUAGCAGAGCAUGAAUCCCGUUUUAAUACAGCAGCCGUAGGACGUUUAAAUGCUGAUGGUUCUGCCGAUCAUGGCCUUUUCCAGAUCAGUGAUCUUUACUGGUGUUCUAAUGAUCGUGGUGGCAAGGGUUGCGGUUUGUCUUGUAGUAAACUUUUGGAUAAUGAUAUUACCGAUGAUGUACGUUGCAUCAAAAGAAUACACAAUGAACAUACAGCCAUAUCGGGAGAUGGCUUCAAUGCCUGGGCUGUUUACAGGCCCUAUUGCCAGAAUCAACGUUACGAGCAAAUAGCCAAGUGCUUUAAGAAUCCACCACAAAUAACACAUCCUAAAGUACAAACCACAACAGCAGUAGGUUUAGCUACUAAUCAAGUGCAUAGCUCUACAAAAUAUACCUUCAAUAAUAAUAAUCCUUUCCUGAAAAAUGUCAUACAACAAAAACCAUCCAAAACACAUUACGCUACAUCGACAUACAACGAUAUAUACAAAGCUCCUCCUACAUCAUCUUCAUCAGCGCAUAGGGGAGUUUCUCAUAAGGGUAAAAUUUACACACGUUGCUCAUUAGCACAAGAACUCUUUUCUAAACACAACUUUCCACUGCAGGAUAUAGCUACGUGGGUGUGCAUCGCCGAACACGAAUCUCAAUUUAAUACUGCAGCCAUAGGACGCUUAAACACAGAUGGCAGUGCUGAUCAUGGACUUUUCCAGAUAAGUGAUAAAUAUUGGUGUGAACACAGUGCUUAUGGAGGCAAAGCUUGUAAUUUGCCUUGUGACAAAUUACUGGACGAUGAUCUAAGGGAUGAUGUGGCGUGUAUAAAAACCAUACAUGAGGAACAUACCAGACUAUCGGGGGAUGGUUUCAAUGCUUGGACAGUGUAUAGGCCUCACUGUUUAAAUCAAAAUGUGGAACACAUUAAAACAUGUUUUGAUGCCAAGACUCUGGCCGAAGUUGAAGUCAUGGCAUCCGCUCCUAGUUAUAAUACACCGGUGUCUAAAGGUAAAGGUAAAAUUUAUUCUAAAUGUGAAUUGGCUCAGGAAUUAUAUCAUAAACAUCAAAUGCCCAUGGAACAAAUACCCAAAUGGGUUUGUAUCGCUCAACAUGAAUCGUCUUACAACACAGCGGCUGUUGGUCGUCUCAACACAGAUGGUUCUGCCGAUCAUGGCCUCUUUCAAAUAAGUGAUCUUUAUUGGUGUUCACAUGAUCAAUAUGGUGGUAAAGCUUGCAAUAUACCCUGUCAUAAACUCUUAGAUUCUGAUAUUACAGAUGAUGUUAGAUGUAUUAAGAUAAUACAUGAGGAGCAUACGAGAAUAUCGGGAGAUGGUUUUAACGCUUGGACGGUAUAUCAACCACACUGUCGUAAUAUAGGUAUGGAUCAUAUAAAACAAUGUUUUACGGAACAGGAACUGAAAAAGGUUUCCAGCAAAGUGCCUUCAUAUAAUACAAAUUCUUUAGUGCCUCAAAGUUCUGGGGGAUCAAAGCCGGCAGCAAAAGGUAAAAUUUACAAGAAGUGUGAAUUGGCUCAGGAAUUAUAUCAUAAGCAUCGCAUGCCCAUGGAUCAAAUUCCCAAAUGGGUGUGUAUAGCUCAACAUGAGUCGUCUUACAAUACUGCUGCUGUAGGUCGUCUUAAUACGGAUGGCUCGGCUGAUCAUGGUCUCUUCCAAAUAAGUGAUAUUUAUUGGUGUUCCCAUGAUCAAUAUGGGGGUAAGGCUUGUAAUAUACCCUGUGAUAAACUGUUGGACUCCGAUAUAACUGACGAUGUUAGAUGUAUUAAAAUUAUACAUGAGGAGCAUACUAGAAUCUCUGGGGAUGGUUUUAAUGCCUGGACUGUGUAUAAACCUCAUUGUCGUAAUAUCGCUAUAAGUCAUGUAAAGGAAUGUUUUACAGAUAAAGAACUAAAUAGUGUACAGACAUCAGUAACCACCAAUGCCUUAAUUCCUCAAAGUUCGUUUGGUUCAAAACCUGCUCCAAAAGGUAAAAUUUAUAAGAAAUGUGAGUUGGCUCAGGAAUUGUACCACAAACAUCGCAUGCCCAUGGAUCAAAUACCCAAAUGGGUGUGUAUAGCUCAAUAUGAGUCGUCUUACAAUACUGCUGCAGUUGGUCGUCUAAAUACCGAUGGUUCAGCUGAUCAUGGUCUCUUCCAAAUAAGCGAUCUUUAUUGGUGUUCUCAUGAUCAAUAUGGAGGUAAAGCUUGUAAUAUACCAUGUGAUAAACUGUUGGACUCCGAUAUAACUGACGAUGUUAGAUGUAUUAAGAUUAUACAUGAGGAGCAUACCAGGAUCUCUGGGGAUGGUUUUAAUGCCUGGACUGUAUAUAAACCUCAUUGUCGUAAUAUUGCUAUAAGUCACGUUAAGGAAUGUUUUACAGAUAAAGAACUUAGUAGUGUACAGACAACAGUAACCACCAAUGCCUUAAUUCCUCAAAGUUCGUUUAGCUCAAAACCUAUUCCUAAAGGUAAAAUUUAUAAGAAAUGUGAGCUGGCUCAGGAAUUGUAUCACAAACAUCGUAUGCCCAUGGAACAAAUACCCAAAUGGGUGUGUAUAGCUCAACAUGAGUCCUCAUAUAACACAGCUGCUGUUGGUCGUCUAAAUACCGAUGGUUCGGCAGAUCAUGGUCUCUUCCAAAUAAGUGAUCUAUAUUGGUGUACUCACGAUCAGUAUGGAGGUAAAGCUUGUAAUAUACCCUGUGAUAAACUACUCGACUCUGACAUAACAGAUGAUGUUCGCUGUAUUAAGAUUAUACAUGAGGAACAUACUAGAAUAUCAGGUGAUGGUUUCAACGCCUGGACUGUGUAUAAGCCACAUUGUCGUAACACGGGUAUGAGUCACAUCAAAGACUGUUUUACCGAAAAAGAACUCAAAGAAGCCAAUAUACCUAGUACCAACUCCAUAGAUACCCCAUAUACACCGGCAACAAAGAACGUGGGAAAAGGUAAAAUUUAUAAGAAAUGUGAAUUGGCGCAAGAGCUUUUAAGUAAACACAAAAUGCCCAUGGAACAAAUACCCACUUGGGUUUGUAUAGCUCAACAUGAGUCCUCAUUUAAUACGGCCGCUGUUGGUCGCCUUAAUGCAGAUGGCUCCCUGGAUCAUGGUCUCUUUCAAAUUAGCGAUCUCUAUUGGUGUUCGCAUGAUCAAUAUGGCGGUAAAGCGUGUAAUAUACCCUGCGAUAAACUAUUAGAUUCGGAUAUAACAGAUGAUGUAAAAUGUAUUAAAAUUAUACAUGAAGAACAUACCCGAAUCUCAGGAGAUGGUUUUAAUGCUUGGACAGUGUAUAAACCACAUUGUCGCAAUCGUAAAAUGGAAGAGAUUCGUUCAUGCUUUACACCCAAUCAAAUAGAGGAGUUCGACAAGAAACCGACAUUUACUAACAAACCUAAUAAAAUUCAGUCAUCACCAGCAGCAACAUCAUAUAGUCAUAAUCCAUUUUUGAGUGGAGCUGUUAAAACUCAAGCAUUGCCAACUACUCGAAAACCGGCAAGCAACCAAAAUUUCCAAUUCCCUGAUAAUAAUGUGCCAAACUAUGCUAGUAAUCCAUUUUUACAAAACAUUAAAGUAUCCAGCGGAAGUGAAGUACAUAAAGCGGUAAUUGCUUCUAGUUUCACUAACCAACAAUUGGAGGUAACAGCAAAACCUAAUUAUAAGGAUAAUCCUUUCCUCAGCGGAGCCUUUAGUAGCUCAAGCAGCAAUAAUUUUAUAACGAAACCUGUUGAAUUAAUAAAUGAAUUGGAUUCUUUCAAAACUAAUCCCUUCCUUAGCGGUAGCCUUAAAUUGUCUACCACAGCCAAACCUACACAGUCCUCUGUGCAUAAUAAUCCAUUUUUACAGACAACACCGGCCUAUAAAACUGAGAUUACCAAAAACUAUUUAAAUAGCAAUGACUUUAGAACUACCACCACUGUUAAGCCCAAAACUACAGCUCCAGAACCCUCUACCACAACCAAGAAACCGACCACAUCAUGGAAUAGUUACAGUACAAUAAAAACUACAACAACUAGAAAACCUGUAACAACAACUACAAGAAAAACCACAACUACUAAGAAACCAACAACUUCAUGGUUUAGUUAUAGCACUACAAAACCGACUACAACAACUACACGAAAAACUACAACUAACAAAACCACUGCCCCAAGAACUACAACUACCACUAGAAGACCGACGACUAUAACAACCGCUAAAAAACCUAUCACCACAUCAUGGACUACAAAAUCACCUAAAACUGCAACUACUUGGAGUUGGCAAAACCAGAAAUCUACCACUAAAGUACCGAAAACUUCAACAACCUGGAGUUGGCAGAAUCAGAAGUUCGUAAGCUCCACCACUGCUAAACCAGCUAGAACUACCACCACUUGGAGUUGGCAAAAUCAAAAAUAUACCAAUAAUAAUAAUACAUUAAGUCAAGCCACCACAAAUUGGAAUAUAGUUCAAAAGCAAACUACCAGAACUACAACUGUUAAACCCGAUAGAACCACUUGGAAUUGGAGGAAUGAACAGAAAUCCACAACUCUUAAACCUAAAACCACCACAGAAAACUGGCGAAAAUGGGAUAAAACCACAAAUAAAAGUACCACCAAAAAACCCACUGCCGUUACCACAACCACAAGAAAAACUACAACGAAAGCCACCACUACAAAACCAACCACAGCCAGAACUACAAAAACUACCACCACAAAACCAACCACAGCCAGAACAACAAAACCAAUACGUUUAGAAAACUACAAAACUUCGACCAUAAAACCACAAACAACACGGCCAUACUACACUACAAACAACCUCAAAACCACAACUCUUAGACCACGAUCCACUACCACCACAACAACAACUACACGAAAACCUUUAACAACAAAAUCUCAAGAUAAUACCGAUUACAACAAAUACAAAAAUGAUCCAUUUAGUCAUCCAUUCUUUGCUAAAGUUAAUGAACAAUUUAAACAACUACAAGGCAGCAUAACAACUACAAAACGUCCUACAUUUUCAGCUACAAAACUACAAAAUUUUUCGCAAUCCUCACUCUAUCAGGAUUUUAAAAAUAGCACUUUAAAUAAAACUAAAACUAUUGUAGCUUAUAAUUUUGAAGGACCCAAACUAACCACAACCACAAAACGACCCAGAUUCUAAGCUACAUAUUGUGUAGUGUUAAUAUAUUGUGAUUUUGUUUGUUAAAAUUGUUUUCUUUGUUUUAUUUUUCUGUUGAAAAAAAUUGUUGUUGAAUUUAUUUACUUUUUUUUGUAAUUUUGUUUUCUAAAAUUUUAUUUUUUUGGUUUAUGAAAAGUACUGCCAUUAUGUGAUUAUUUUCUAAUUUUCUAGUUAUUAAGUUUAGUUUUCUUUAGCCUAGACAAAUUUAUAAGCCGAUUUUAAUAGAAAAUAAAUUAAAUAUUUAAUU
Molecule: messenger RNA, 6249 nt
Organism: Lucilia sericata (common green bottle fly)
Lineage: Eukaryota; Metazoa; Arthropoda; Insecta; Diptera; Calliphoridae
Exons: 1
Coding region: 231-5984 (1917 amino acids)
Source: RefSeq, a predicted model, not a curated record